Molecule: messenger RNA, 2656 nt
Organism: Colletotrichum godetiae
Lineage: Eukaryota; Fungi; Ascomycota; Sordariomycetes; Glomerellales; Glomerellaceae
Product: armadillo-type protein
Exons: 8
Coding region: 430-2298 (622 amino acids)
Biological process (GO): protein dephosphorylation
Cellular component (GO): protein phosphatase type 2A complex; cytoplasm
Molecular function (GO): protein phosphatase regulator activity
Source: RefSeq, a predicted model, not a curated record
GGUGGGACAAGACUAGGAGGAGCAGAAGCGAAAGUCGACCUCAGAAACAGCACGUCAAACUUCCCUUCCCAUGCCUCGUGCUUCCCACUAUCUAUCUCAAAUCAACACCCGACCACGCUUCUCCUCCACUACUGCCAUACGAACCUCACCACGACAACUAGCUGUGCCUUUCGCCAACCUGACGUCGGAUCGCUGGCAUGGUCUGCAUGCCCGCAACCUCCUGAUAAUAUCUGCCAUACCACUAUCCCGGUUGCGUCGUCUCAGAUUUUAGAGCCCCCCCAAUCCCACAACGACCGCCGCUCGCCCUCAACCAACCCAUUGCAUCACCCGCACGCGAUCCACUCCGAUCGCUCACAACCACGACGUCGACUCUCCUGAACAUCAACCGACCCUCCCAUCGAUAAACGCGCCUGCGCAACCUCGCUCGCCAUGGCAGACGCGCCGAAUACCCAGGACGAGCUCUACCCCAUCGCCGUCCUCAUCGACGAGCUAAAGCACGACGAUGUCCUCCUACGCCUCAAUGCCAUCCACCGCCUCUCCACCAUCGCCCUCGCCCUGGGCGCUGAGCGCACGCGUGAGGAAUUGAUUCCCUUCCUCGACGAGUCCGUCGAGGACGAGGAUGAGGUGCUAGUCGCUCUCAGCGGCGAGCUGGGCAACUUCAUCGAGUACGUCGGAGGCGCCCAAUGGGGUCAUGUUCUCCUCUCCCCCCUCGAGAACCUCGCUGCCAUCGAGGAGCCCGUGGUGCGGGACAAGGCCGUCGAGUCCCUCAACAAGAUCUGCGAGGAGCUGUCCUCCCAGCAAGUCGAAGAAUACUUCAUCCCUUUGACCAUCCGACUUUCAAAAGCAGACUGGUUCACCUCCAAGGUGUCUGGCUGCGGUCUCUACACAUCGCCCUACAAGAAGGUGUCCCCGGGCAUUCAAGAAGACCUCCGAAAGCAGUUUGGACAGCUUGUUCACGAUGAGACACCUAUGGUCAGACGCCAAGCAGCCACUAACCUGGCAAAGUUCGUCAAGGAGAUGCCGGCCGCUAUUGUUGUUGAAGAGAUGAUACCCCUUUUCCAGCACCUCGCCCAGGACGAUCAGGACAGCGUCCGCUUACUUACCGUCGAGAUCCUCAUUUCCAUCGCCGAGGUCGUGCCCAAGGAGCAGCAGUCGAGUCACGGUGUUCUCCUCACUUCUCUGCGAAACCUGAUCGAGGACAAGAGCUGGAGGGUUCGGUACAUGAUCGCGGACAGAUUUGAAAAGAUUUCCAAGGCUGUUGAUGAGGAGGUCGUCUCAAGGGAUCUGGUGCCGUCUUUCGUGAAGCUCCUCAAGGAUAACGAGGCAGAAGUCCGGACCGCGAUUGCUGGACAAAUACCUGGAUUCUGUGCUCUGGUUGACCGAACUGUUCUCCUGAAUGACAUCAUGAGCAGCGUGGAGGAUCUCGUUUCCGACACGUCCCAGCAUGUCAGAGCUGCUCUCGGUACUCAGAUCAGCGGCCUUGCGCCCAUCUUGGGAAAGCAAGAGACUAUCGACCACCUUCUGCCCAUGUUCUUGCAAAUGCUGAAGGAUGAAUUCCCCGAAGUUCGCCUCCACAUCAUUUCCAAGCUUGAGCUAGUCAACCAGGUCAUCGGAAUUGAUUUGCUCUCCCAGUCUCUUUUGCCCGCCAUUGUGCAGCUUGCCGAGGACAAGCAGUGGCGUGUGAGACUGGCCAUCAUCGAGUACAUUCCCCUCCUUGCCAGCCAGCUCGGAGUCAAGUUCUUCGACGAGAAGCUGAGCAAUCUCUGCAUGAGCUGGCUGGGCGAUACCGUCUUCUCAAUCCGUGAGGCGGCGACACACAACCUGAAGAAGCUCACCGAGGUCUUUGGAGUCGAAUGGGCGAGUGAGGCGAUCAUUCCAAAGGUUAUGGCCAUGGGCAACCACCCUAACUACCUCUACCGAAUGACAACCGCCUUUGCUAUCACCACCCUGGCUUCGGUUGUGAGCCUUGAUGUCAUUGCUGACAAGAUCCUGCCCAUGUUGGACAAGCUCGUCGACGAUGAGAUCCCCAACAUUCGCUUCAACGUCGCCAAGACAUAUGGCGUUCUGAUUGACGUCCUUCGCCGUUUGCCCGAAGAGGGUACGAUUUAUUCCCUGGAGAAGGAGGGCGGCGCCUUCACUGCGUCUCCCAGAGGCAUGGAGCUGAUCCAGACACGCGUCAUCCCUAAGCUCGAGAAGCUGCAGAAGGAUGAUGACGUCGACGUGCGGUACUUUGCGACAACGUCUGCGAACCAAGUGUCUGGACCUUCUUCUGGCGAGCCUAUGAAUACAUCACCAUAGAUGAGAGACGUAAUGAAGCAAUUCCCAAUCUUUUUAUCAGGACCGUCCCAAGACUAUUACCUUGCAUGCUUCGACCAAACGCUACACGGUGUUGGGUGCUACUCCGGUUCGCCUGUCAGGCUUUACAGAAAAAAAAGAAGACCAACUAGAAAGAGAGAGGCGAAGUUUUCACUGGCGGUUGACGUGAGGAGAGACUUCUCCAGGGACACGGAAGCACCCAUAGAUGGGGCACAAUGGAGAAGGCGUGUGGUUGAGCGUAGGUGACGUUGCUUGACAUUCCCCCAUUAAAGAAAAACAUUGUAUGAUACACCAGCAGCCGUCAGAAGAGACACGAGAUGCAAUAACGAAGAAUGUUAUC